UAUACCGCUGAAACACUGGUAUAGGAGAAGAAAAGAAUACGGUGGGAGAUACUCAAGAGGUGGAAGGUGACAAAAUGCAUCGAUACAUCUUAGUUUUUCUCCUUUUCGUUCAAAGUGUAUGCGCUGGCUCUUUCCAUUUUUAUCUUGAUCAUGGGUAUAAGAAAUGUUUCCACAAGGAAAUAAGUAGAGGAACUUUGUUGAUUGGAAGGUAUUGGAUGGAAAUAUUGGACCCUGAUACUAAUGCUUAUAUAAUUCCUCGGGAUAAAACCGAUACCGGAGUGCUCAUAGAUGUUGAAGAGGUCUUUGACUCCAAUCAUCGAGUGGUUCACCAGAGAGGUACUGCUUCCGGUCAAUUCACCUUCAGUGCCAUAGAUUCGGGUGAUCAUAGGAUUUGCUUGACUCCCAAGAGUUUUUUCAAAAAAAAAUGGUUGGACGGUGGUGGUUCCAAUCCAAAUAGUCAACUUGAUUCCAAAUUUAAGAAUGCUAGAAUCUCAAUUGAUUUCAUUAUUGGUGAUGGGAGUAUUAUAGACUCGAAACAUACUCAUUCUGUUCAAACUCUAUCGGAGAAAAUCCAUCAGCUAAACGAUAAAUUGAUUGAUAUCCGAAGAGAACAGCAAUUCAUAAGAGAUAAAGAAGAACAAUUCAGAGACUUAAGUGAACGUACUUGUGAACAUGUUGUUCGUUGGCUGGUGGUUCAAGUUGGGGCUAUUUUACUAGCUUGUAUUUACCAAAUGUUUAAAUUGUCAACUUUUUUCUUGAAACAAAAAAUUGCUUAAUCUACUUCUUCUUGCAUUUCCCUUUAUUUUACUUCAUUUAUUCUACUCCCUUUCUGCAUUAAUUUAUUCUUCCC
Messenger RNA from Hyphopichia burtonii NRRL Y-1933, 850 nucleotides. Its product is annotated as p24 family protein. Lineage: Eukaryota; Fungi; Ascomycota; Pichiomycetes; Serinales; Debaryomycetaceae. The coding region runs from base 75 to 776 and encodes 233 amino acids. Gene Ontology annotation, cellular component: COPII-coated ER to Golgi transport vesicle; Golgi apparatus; endoplasmic reticulum-Golgi intermediate compartment. The transcript has a single exon. Gene Ontology annotation, biological process: Golgi organization; endoplasmic reticulum to Golgi vesicle-mediated transport; intracellular protein transport. The record is from RefSeq and is a predicted model, not a curated record.